CCCAGAACGCACAGUCUUCGGUCUCGAUGGUCAAGACUCCUCAACUUCGAUUGCCUAGAAGAGAUUCGUUGCAGUCUGAUGGUGUUUCGCAGAUAAACAACAAGAGCAAGACACCGCUGCCAAUCAGAGCUGAUGCCGACGGUCAUUCAGCACCACCUGCACCCAGAUCUGAUUUGGCUGCUCGUCCCAGAGACCCUGCGCUCAGACCUGCCACUGAUGCUCGUUCGGAUCGACCUACACCUAAACCUCUUGCUGGUGCUCGCUCGGGUCCACCUACACCAAAAGCUGCUGCUGAUGUCCGUUCGGCACUCUCAUCAAGACCCCCUUCUGAUGCCCGUCCCGGCACACCUGCAACCAAACGUGAUACUACUGUUCGCUCGGGCUCAUCUGCAUCCACAAAUGCUUCUGAUACCCGUCCUGCCCCACCUACACCCAGAUCCGUCCCUUCUCGCCCACCACCAAUCUCUACGACUGGUAGAAACCCACUUUACAGCAUCGAUGCGGCUCGCAGUGCUCUCAAGCCUGCUGGCUCAAUACCGAACACGUCUAUAUCCUCAAACAAUGCUGGAACUUCGUCGUCGGUAAAGGCUUCUCCUGCAGUGGGACACAAGCUUCCUGCACGUCCUCAGCAGUCGGGCUUCCAGAACAGACCUCCUCGUUUCUAAUUGGGCUGUACAUUGUGGUAGCUGUGUUUGUCGGAUGAGCAGGAGUUUUGGGAAAGCAUGGGUUGUUGCAUGCGUUGAGUCCGCGGUAUCGGAUGACUUUCAAUCAAGGACGCGUGUGUAGCGCAGGCGUCACGCAACCGGUUGGUCAGUUGAACUGUGCCGGAUGAACGAGACAUGGAAGACUAUCAAGGAACGAGCUACGAGAAGGAUGAGAAGGAUGAGAAGGAUGAGAAGGAUGAGAAGAUCGAGAACAUGGAUGAGAAUGAUGAGAAAGGACACGACAAGGGCACGGGCAAGAGCA
This is a messenger RNA of Aureobasidium pullulans EXF-150, 966 nucleotides long. RefSeq lists its product as uncharacterized. The transcript has a single exon. NCBI's taxonomy places the organism in Eukaryota, Fungi, Ascomycota, Dothideomycetes, Dothideales, Saccotheciaceae. Bases 27 to 665 code for a protein of 212 amino acids. The record is from RefSeq and is a predicted model, not a curated record.